CAAUAACCCACAGCCAAAGGUAGUGUUUGGACCUGUUGGUUGUGGAGGGGAUGAAAAUAAUCAAGGAGUUGCUGCUUUUGGCUGUUAUUUAGUUAUCAACUCCUUCAAUCUUCUUCAUAACUGAUUGUUCUAAAGAUGGGUACCUCUAAUCUUCUUCAAUCUUCAUUUACCCAUCAAUCUCUUCUUCUUAACCCUUCUUCUUCUUUCAAUUCUCAACCAUUCUUAUUUUGUUCCCAAAUACAGAAGAAUGUUAACAAGAAACCCAGAUUAGUAACCAUGGCUUCAAUUCACCAUGAAAACCCAAAUGAGAGUAAUUACUCUAAGAGAAGAACUGUUUUGCUUUUGGGGAUUUCAGCUCUUCCAUUUUUGCAACUCAAAGCAAGGGCUGAUGCUGCUGAAGCAGGUGAUAUUAUUGUGCCAGGAGAGAACCAAAAUGUGGAGGAACUAAAUCAAGGAGACGCGCCAGGAAAUCCGUUUCUAUCUCUUUUAAACGCUGUCGGUAUAAUGGGUACAGGUGUUCUUGGGGCACUGAACAUAUUAGGACAGCAGGAAAAAACAACCGCAGAAGCAACGAUUAAAACUCUGGAGAACAAACUGAUAGAAAAAGAAGCAUUAAAGGAUACACUAGAGAAGAAUUUCGAGAAGAAGCUUCUUAAUGAAAAGGAAGAAAGAGCGUAUCAGAUGAAAAAGGCAGAGGAGGAACGGUUCUCUUUAUCAAGUCAAUUAAGUUCAGCAAAAAUUACAAUAUCAGGCUUGCAGAAGGAGCUUCAAACUGAGAAAAAGCUUGUUGAGGAGCUUCAAGUUCAGAUAGAUAGACUUCAGAAUGGACUUAAUAAAGCUGCGGAAGAAAAGAAUCUGCUGGAAAAGAAUUUAAAGGAGAAGGUCGACUUGGUUGAUGCUUUGCAGGAUAGGAUAAAUUUAAUCACCUUAGAGAUCAAUGAUAAACAAACUCAUCUUCAGAAACUAGAAUCUGCACUUGCUGACAAGGAAUCAGAGUUUAAGGAUUUGGGUUUUGUUUACAUCCAAGCUAAGGCAGAGCUUGCAGAAGCUAAUGCCAACAUUAAAGUGUUGAAUGAGACGAUUCUCAAGACUCAAAAGGAGCUGGAUUUGAAAUACUCCACAGUGAAUGAUCUGAAUGCAAAAAUAACUGCUUUGGUUGGAGAAAAAGAUGAUGUUAGUCAAAGAUUUGAAUCUGUUCAAGAAGAUUAUCACAAUCUGAAAAUAUCUUCCGAAAAGAAAGCAGCCUUGGAUGCUGAUCUCUUGGCAAAAAGAGAGCAUGAACUUGACCAACUGCAAGAAAAACUUGGAGUUGCUUUGCAAGAUGCGAGUAACAAAGACAUAUUGGUUUCCGAUUUAACCCAAGAAAAAGAGAAUUUGGUGAAAAUGCUGAAACUUGAAGCCAAGCUUGUUGCAACGCUAAGAAACGAGCUGCAGGUCACAGAGGAAGCACUACGGAUAUCCAAGGUUGAAGCUUCAGAUUUGUCGGAACUACUACAACAAUCACAAAAGUCAUGCGAAGACCUCUCUUCAGAAAUUUCUAAGAAGCAAGCGGAAUUUGAUGAAACUAGUAAAAUAUUAAAGAAAAAUCUUGAGGAUGCGAGAUCAAAUUCAGAAUUCCUGUCAAAUGAACUAGCUUCAGUCAAGACAGCGCUGAAGAAAACCAAAGAAGAAUCUCGAAGUGUGUCCGAAGAGCUAAAAUCUGCGAUAGAAACUCGUGAAGAAUUACAGAAGGAACUGAUUGAAGCUUACAAAAAAGCAGAAAAUUCGGCCCGUAAUUUGGAAGCAGAAAGAAAUACCAUUUCUUCUUUAAAGAAAGAACUCGAAACAUCAGAGAAGCAAGCCGCGAGUGUUCGAGAGUCAAGGAAGACUCUUGAAACUGACUUAGAGAAGGCCACAAAAGCACUCGAAGAAAUCAAUAAGAACAUAUUAAUUCUAUCGAAAGAACUCGAUGUUGCUAAUUCGACAGUUUCUAACCUCGAAGCUGAUAAGGAAACACUCUACAAGGCACUGAUGGAGCAGAAAAACAUUUCCAGUGAAGUUAGGGAAAAUGUUGAAGAUGCCCACAACCUCAUCAUGAGACUUGGACAAGAAAGAGAAAGUUUGGAAAAGAGAGUGAAAAAACUUGACGAUGAACUAGGGUCAGCUAAGGGUGAACUAUUGCUACUACGGGAUCAAAUAAACACAUCAAAAACUCUUAGUGAAAAUGGAAAAGAGAGUAACAAAACUGAAGGAAAUGCAACCGUUGCUGUGAAGAAAAUCACCAGGAGAAGAAAAAAAGCUGAUCCUUUGUCAGAAACCUCCAAAUAAAUUAGUAAAACUACAUACAUUCCUUUUGCUUUUCCCGGUUCAUCAUGUCGUGCAAUUUUUUAUUUGUUUAUUGUUGUCCAAUGUGUGGGAAGCAAUUUUUUUCUUUUUGGGCUACUUGCGUUUCCCCUGCCAACAUCGCUAAUUUGCGUUUCCUCCCAAAAAAAAAAUGAAAUUAGUGUUUCCUUCUAUA
This is a messenger RNA of Papaver somniferum (opium poppy), 2497 nucleotides long. RefSeq names its product MAR-binding filament-like protein 1-1. Lineage: Eukaryota; Viridiplantae; Streptophyta; Magnoliopsida; Ranunculales; Papaveraceae. Bases 136 to 2307 code for a protein of 723 amino acids. The transcript has 4 exons. The record is from RefSeq and is a predicted model, not a curated record.